This is a messenger RNA of Ooceraea biroi (clonal raider ant), 1841 nucleotides long. RefSeq names its product EF-hand domain-containing protein 1-like. The record is from RefSeq and is a predicted model, not a curated record. Gene Ontology annotation, cellular component: mitotic spindle; axoneme. Gene Ontology annotation, molecular function: alpha-tubulin binding. NCBI's taxonomy places the organism in Eukaryota, Metazoa, Arthropoda, Insecta, Hymenoptera, Formicidae. Gene Ontology annotation, biological process: mitotic cytokinesis; cilium-dependent cell motility; mitotic spindle organization.
AUGGCAGGUCUGCCCCUUUUACCGGGAUAUACUUUUCGAGACGUCAGUGUGAGGGAUUACAAAUUGCCACACAAACUCGAUGUCCUAAAUGGUUUUCCUGUAGUACGCGACACUAAAUACGGCAUCGGAAGGAAGCCGACAGACGCAGCAUCCGUUCGGUAUGCCGACGCUCCAGACCCUGUGGAGUACGAUCCAUCGCUAACUUACGGUCGCUUGCCUCGCCACGCGUAUCGACGAUUCGUGCCCCAUUAUGCAGUAUUCGCACAAAAGUGCCUACGUUUUAAGGCCUACUUUCGUCAGGAAGUCUUGAAUUCUCCGCACGAGCAUUAUCGCCUGCGCCACGUAAACAUUAUUUAUUAUCUGGAAGACGAUACGCUCUGUGUGAUUGAGCCUGUGGUCGACAAUGCCGGUUUCCAGCAGGGAAAGCUGUAUGCGUCUCCCGCAGGCAUUUAUGGGACUGUUUAUCACAUUGUCGACUGCGACCCAUUCACCAAAGAGUUCCUGACGAGCCAGGGUAUCGACGUGGGUGAGAGGGAGAGCCUGCCCGUGGAUCCUUACACGGAGCAACGCAACAUCAAGUCAACGACGACACCGACGACGACAAUCAUCGAUGAUCCCAGGCGACGCUUUCUCCAAUACGACGGCAUGGUGUUGUCGUUCGAUGCCACGUGGAACGGCGAUCGCUACCGGGUGAUGUACUUUCCGACGGACGACACCGUAGCGAUCGGUGAGAUACAUGAGCGCAACGACGGCAAAGACCCCGUGCCGAUGCUACUCAGGCGAACACGCGUGCCGAAGGACUGGAAGAAUCUGCCGGCCCGGCAUCCGAGCAUCUACAUGGAGUAUGGUGAUCCUGAAGUCGUCGAGUACUGUACACCGCGCGAUUUUAGAUUGGGCGAGACGAUUCUCUUGUUCGGCCGGAGCUUCCUGCUGCACGACUGCGACGCCUUUACGCGCAAGUAUUACUCCGACGUGCUGGGUACGCCGCAACCGAGCGCGGUUCCACUUCCCACGAGAGCGGAGAGGCCGGCGCCGAGGCACGACGUGCCGCCGCACAUAAAAUUCGGCAGUCCCGAGGAUACGUAUGCCAGCUGCCUCUCCUUCCUGCCGAGAGCGCCAAGGAAGAACGUCAUUCGUCAGCUGGCGAAUUUCCCGAAGAAACUGCGCUAUUCCGCGCGGAUGGACGCGGCGCAUCCGGAGGAUGAGCAUCGCGACUUCGUGUUGGAGUACAAUCUGAGCGACGGUGCCGUUCGGAUCAACGAGAUCGAGAAGCGCAAUUCCGGCCGGCACGAGGGCUGCUUCCUGUCCUCGCGGCGCGUACCAAAGCCGGGCACGGGAAGGGACGAUCCGGAGUAUUACACGCCGCGGGACUUCUUCAUUGGCGCGCGCAUCGACGUGUUCAAUCAUCGUUUUAUCAUUACCGGGGCUGAUUUGUUCGUGUAUCGGUACGUCGAGGCUAACCGCGAUAAGUUUUGCCAGGAAGUGCGAGAAAACCUGCGGAAUUACUUCCUGCAGCAAGGUAUGCUGCGGGACGACGUGGACGUCGAGGCUGGAAAAAAACAAGCCGAGGAUGAGCGGAAACUUCUCGCGAAUGCGAAAGCUCUCGAGGACGAUGUCGACGUGAACGCAUGCACGGGCGAGAAAUUUCGUACGGCCCCAGUCGUGGAGAAUUAACGGCUGCUCAAUUGAGUCAUUAACAUGUAAAUGAUUUCAAUUUACGUUUUCUGUCAAUCUCCUCUCUCUUGCGACGCCCGCUAAUUAAGGGGCGAGCCUGCUUUAGAACGCUGAAAAUAAGGUAUAAUAUUACGAAUUUGUUUGGAGAAACUAUACAGCGGAUCAUU